Spinacia oleracea (spinach) is the source of this 3968-nucleotide messenger RNA. Its product is annotated as protein TRANSPARENT TESTA 9. Gene Ontology annotation, cellular component: late endosome; Golgi apparatus. The record is from RefSeq and is a predicted model, not a curated record. The transcript has 21 exons. NCBI's taxonomy places the organism in Eukaryota, Viridiplantae, Streptophyta, Magnoliopsida, Caryophyllales, Amaranthaceae. The coding region runs from base 204 to 2600 and encodes 798 amino acids. Gene Ontology annotation, biological process: endosomal transport; vacuolar transport; regulation of autophagosome maturation.
GAAAGAAAAUUCGACAAAGUUCGUUUGCCGGGAACGUAUCAUAGUAAUAAAGCGAAACUGCCAAACGCCAUUUCAAUUUUCAAUCACAACUCACAAACUCUCUCGUUUUCUCACUCCAGAAAUUGCGACUACAUGCUGUCCGAAUCAAUCGCCAUUUCGAUUCUCUGGGAAAAUUAAUCAAUCUUACAGCAGCUUCCUCAAUCAUGUUGCGAUCACUUUGGCGCCCCUUUGAUCGCUUCUCUCUCCAGCACUUCCGGUAUAUCAUCAAUGAAUUGCAGGGGGUCGAAGUUGUUGAUACAUCCAACAGGGAAAGAAUUGUGGACAUUUUACAAUCUAUUGUAGAGAUAGUUACAUAUGGUGACAGGCAUGACCCAUCAAUCUUUGAAUGUUUCAUGGAACAUCAAGUUUUGGCUGAGUUUGUCCGCAUGCUCAAGGUCAGUAGGGAUACCAGGAUUGCGGCAAAAGUGCUUCAGUACUUUAGCAUAAUGAUACAGAAUCUAUGCCGUGAACAUGCAAUUUACUAUUGCUUUAGCAAUGGGCACAUCAACAGCAUCAUCACACAUGAGUACGAGUUCCAUGUCAGUGAUAUAGCUUUGUACUAUGUGUCAUUUAUAAGGGCAGUGGGCGGGAAGCUGAACAAAGACACCAUUUGUCUUCUUCUAAAAGUCCAAGAGGGUACUGUUACAUCAUUUUCUCUCUAUACCGAGGCACUUAGGUUUGCACAGCACGGCGAUAAGAUGAUUCAAGCAUCCAUACGUUCUCUCACUUUAAGCAUAUAUAACGUUAGCGAUGAUAUGAUCUGUCAAUUCCUGAUGACACCUCCUGAAUCUGAGUACUUCUCUGACUUGAUUCUUAAGUUAAGAGAGGAAUGUGUCCAUCUAGACGCCACUGUCUGUAGCAUGAGGAAAAAUUACUCCUCUGAUAAGAGGACAGAGUUGAUGUCUGGAAUCGAUAAACUCUUGGACGAUCUUUACUACAUUAAGGAUUUACUUUGUCUUGGUAAAUCUCAUUUGAACACCGUGGUCUUUCACAAGCUUCUAGGUUUGCUGGUGGUGCCUAUAAUGAUACCUUUGAUGCAGUUGGGGAAAAGUACUGGUGUCAAGAUAUCUUCCGUCACUUCUUUGUAUCUGCUUUCUCGUCUUCUUCAAGUGGUUGAUAAGAAAGAGAUGUUGGACUCUGUGGCCAGUCUAAUUCUGUAUCCUCAUGUGGCAUCGUGUCCUGUAUUUGAUACCGAAGGCUAUGCUACUGAUAGAAGUCAAGUCAAGACAACUUCUGAUCAGCUUAACGAUAUUGAGCAAAUUCUAAACUCCAGUUUUGAGUCUCACGACAAUGGUGAAGCAUUCGGCGAUAUCUUGGAGCCCAAGUUAUCAGCUCACCAUUUGCUAAGUUUUCAAUGGGACAGAGUGCAGGAGAGGGUUGGAAUACUCUCCUAUAUUUUCUCUGACAACCAAGGCUUGCUAUUUGCAUCUCUGAUGUUGUUGUUAAUAUUGGCAGAAAGCAAUGAUCUGGACAACUUGUUGGCUUCAGUUUUUGGAUUCCAUCAGAAAACAGCUGAGACAGAUGAUUCUGUAGAUUCGAAGCUAUUUGACGGAAUUAUAUUCCUUAAAUGCAUUCCUCAGAUUCUGAAUGCCUUGCUGAACAUUGUAGGAAGCUACACGCCAUCUUCAACGCUUAACCAGUGGCAUGCUGCAUGGUUUUUACUGAAGGUUAUUGAUUUACAAAGAUCUAGACUUGGUCAUCAUGAGUUACACCUUUUCAACGUCAAUAUUCGGUUGAAUGCUUCAUUUCAUAAAGCUCGUGAACACCUUUUAGAUGAAGUUAGUGGAUGUUGGUUUGAUUACAUUGUGGACACAUUUGAGAAAGAAUGGAUCAGCUGCAAAAAAGCUCUAGAGGAGUCAUCCAGAAACAAGGAUCUCUUUUUCUUGUUACAGAUUGCUUUCCACAAACCAUCUUCGGACGGAAAUAAUAUUGAUGCUUGGCAAAGGAUGGUCGAUGCAGUCAAGAUUUUUGUACUUCAUCUUCAGCUGAAGGCAUAUGUACUUGAUGGAUGUAUCCCGAAUAAUUCCCCAAUAAACUCGAGAACCACUUCUUUACCCAAUCCUGGAAGUAUCCUUGCUUUAGAUCUUUCAAUUGUCAACUUUGGGUCAGAGGUGACAUUAGGCUCUGGAAUUCCGUGCAAAAUUUCAUUUUCCAAAGUGGGAGUAAGGGAUAUAUACAUGAUACCUGUGGCAAAGGGGCUUUGCGGAAAAUUACUCCUCGUGGAGAAACAUCCUUUCCGUUCACAAACUGGAACUGUGCUGGCAAUAGCUCGUUUAGCCGGAUUGACACAGCCGAAUAUAGAUGAAAAUGGAACAUGGUUGCAUCUUUGUAUUAGGGAAUUCAAUCCCAAGUUCUUGGAUAAAAGAAGCGAUUUGAACUUGCCCAAUCAUGAGACAGAUGCAAGAUGGACUCUUGGUUUUUCUGAUGCAGAGGCAUGCGAAGCAGCUUUUUCGCUGAUAGCUGAACAAACUUGCAACCAGAGAUCCUUCACUGAAAGUUUACUUGCUCCUUCCCUUUAUGGAAAUCUUCUUGGUGGAGGAGAAGAUAUUCAGAGUUCUUAGCAAAGGAGGAUCAGAUCUGUCAGUCUUCUUGAUUUGGAGCUAGGGGAGCUUGGUACUUCGCUUGGGAUUGACAAUCCGCUUCUUCUUUCUGAUCAUCUUAUUUUGUGGAUGUGUAUGACUGGUUCUUUUGGCGUCUUUGCAAUUCCGUCUGUAAGACUGUAAGCACCUCAAAAGCACCAUAUCAGACUUUUUUUUAUACACCUUAAAGAAGAUGAAGGCUUUUUGUUUGGACCACUUCUUCGGAUAAGUCAAUGCUGUGGACAAUUCAAUAUUCCAGGGACUUUUAAGGCCAUUCGUCUUAGUUUGUUUGUUACAACCCUUGAGCCUUGCGGUGGUUGCAUUAAGGUUGCUUUGCGUGAGUUUUUGGUGGAGAGGAUUUUUUUUCAUCUGUCUGUCUAUAACCGCUCCAAUGGCCUGCUGAUUAGAUGUGUUUUGUGCAUGGAAAGGUUUUAACUUCUCUGGAAGUAUGGGUUUUUGAAUACUGUGGGUGAUCUUGACUGAAAGCGAUGCUCGUAUGUGUAGAAUGAAGCUACGGGCUAGUACUCAAUUUGGAUGCAGGUAUAUUCUGGCAUUAAUGUAGUUGCCUGCGAGGUGCUUUCUACAGGCUUUAUUUUUCCUGCAGGUUCAACUUCAUCUGUACUUUUGUUUUCAUUUUGUUUAGAGGACUCCUCAUCUCCUCUCGGAUUUUCUUCAGAGGUCAGCAAGGCAAUGGUACAGAAAUUGGCGAUUUUAUUAAAUCUAGAAGGUGAAAUUUUUUCCGGACUGGGAUACAAACAAACUAUUGAAACUAGUUCGUACUUUGUAGUGAAGGAGCAGCCGAAUUUACUCAAAGAAACUGGGAUAUAGACUUGUAGUGUUUACGAUCUGAAAUUGGGGACACAAAUAUACAUGUAUUGAGGAAUGACAUGAUAAUCGACCAGUUGAGAUUUUUCAUGGCAACUUGUGAUUGGGAAAUUAGAGUUUCAGGAGAGAUGACCAGCUUAGUUAGAGAUGAUGGGAAAACUCGACAGCGUAAGCUUUGACUUCAUUCUUCUAGGUAAUGGUACGGGAGUCCAUGGAAUUAAAUCAAGUUUAUGGAGGGAAGAUGAAGAUGUGGUAAUACCCUCAAGAUUUGUGAAGCAAAUGAGGUGCAUAUUGGUGGCUCAGCAAUGUCAGAAGUGGAGAUCAACUGAUGUCAACUACCAUUCGUAGCAGAUUAGCUUUGUAUCAAGAAUUGGAUGCAUCUUAAUGGGAAUAAAAACAGGUGCUUCAUUUGUUAAAGUCGUUUGUAGCUGCUACUUAACUUCAUUAACUUUUUUGUGGUUGGUAACUCUUUUGAUUAAUAAUAUUUCAUUCGGUAACAAAUUUCUACCAACACAAAUAAUAAUA